Molecule: messenger RNA, 600 nt
Organism: Alternaria ethzedia
Lineage: Eukaryota; Fungi; Ascomycota; Dothideomycetes; Pleosporales; Pleosporaceae
Exons: 1
Coding region: 1-600 (199 amino acids)
Source: RefSeq, a predicted model, not a curated record
AUGCCGCCAAAUCAGAGACCCCGGCCAGACCCCCUUCCGGCAGUCCCUGUGCCAGUGGAGACUCCCGAAGAACAGCCAUCGCCUGAGCACACCAUCGCACCCUCUGUGGAACAGGCCAUCUUGGCUAUUAGCUCUGCGCCCCCUCCUCCUGAGGAUCUAGCCCAGCUUCAGCAGCAAAAUACGCCCCAAGUGGAGCGAUGCAAGAACUGCGGUGUCCGCUGGAAGCGGCCCUUACCCGGAGAGAACCAGUUCCGUCUGAGUUCACCAGCACAGAAUAUACACGAACAGACAAGGCUGACCCAGGACUACAUCAAACGACUGGAGAACCACACCAAGUAUGCUGAUGAAGCCUACGCACAUUGGGUACGCCAGCAUCAAAUGUGUCCAGCAGCCGUAACCAGCCCGCCCGACACGGAAGCCCCGCCCAAGUCACGAAGCAGAAGCAUAGAAGACCCUUCGCCACCUAAUGCUCCAGCCUAUCCCGUUUCCGCCAAGCGAAAGUCCGAGAUACCCCACGAGGCCUCCAAGUAUCGGAAAGUGGUCACAUUCGACCCUAAUUCCAACUCGACGCCACCUGUCCGCCCGACCGCUCCAGCAUAG